Messenger RNA from Pelodiscus sinensis (Chinese soft-shelled turtle), 1086 nucleotides. RefSeq names its product olfactory receptor 52E4-like. NCBI's taxonomy places the organism in Eukaryota, Metazoa, Chordata, Testudines, Trionychidae. Gene Ontology annotation, biological process: G protein-coupled receptor signaling pathway. Gene Ontology annotation, cellular component: plasma membrane. The record is from RefSeq and is a predicted model, not a curated record. Gene Ontology annotation, molecular function: G protein-coupled receptor activity; olfactory receptor activity.
GUUGAGAGGCACAGAAGGAGGCAUUUGUACUGCGACCAUCACCCUGGAGCCUGGGAAUAUACAAGACAUCAGACGAAAGUUCGAUAAAUGCAGGAGACAUUGUUCUGUCUCAGAGUUGGACGCCUUCCCCCCUGCUCCAUGUCAGAUUCCAACGCAACCCACUUCACCAACCCCUCCACCUUCAUCCUGCUGGGCGUUCCUGGCUGGGAGUCAGCCCAUGUCUGGAUCUCCAUCCCCUUCUGCACUAUGUACACCAUUGCCGUCUUGGGGAACUUCACCAUCCUGUUCGUUGUGAAGCGGGAGAUGAGCCUCCAUGGGCCCAUGUACUAUUUCCUCUGCAUGCUGGCUGUCAGCGACCUGAUCCUGUCCACCUCCAUUGUGCCCAAAACACUGAGCAUCUUCUGGUUCAAUUCCCGGGAGAUUGACUUCAAUGCCUGCCUCACCCAGAUGUAUUUCAUUCACACCUUCUUGUCGAUAGAAUCUGGGAUUCUUGGUGCAAUGGCUUUGGAUCGCUAUGUGGCCAUCUGUGAUCCCCUGAGACAUUCCACCAUCCUGACAGACCCUAUGGUGGCCAAGAUUGGCCUGGCCGUGAUCGGGCGGUGCACUGUGCUUGUACUGCCUACUCCCUUCCUGGCGAGGCAGUGGCCGUAUUGCAGAACUAACAUCAUCACCCACACGCACUGCGAGCACAUGGCCGUGGUGAAGCUGGCCUGUGCCGACACCCGCAUCAGUAAUUACUAUGGCCUUUCUGUGGUAUUCUUAGUUACUGGGGUGGAUGCCAUUAUUAUCACUGUGUCCUACACCCAGAUCCUCAGGGCCAUCUUCAGUCUUCCCACAAAGGAGACUCAGCUCAAGACGUUUGGGACGUGUGGCUCCCACCUCUGUGUCAUAUUAGUCUUUUACAUCCCGGGUCUCUUCUCCUUCCUCACGCACAGGCUUGGCCACAAUUUGGCCCUGCAUUUCGAAGUUCUCAUUGCCAAUGUGUACCUCUUGGUGCCCCCCAUGCUAAACCCCAUCAUCUAUGGGGUGAGGACCAGACAGAUCCGGGAAAGGCUGCUCACACUCUUUACUCAGAAAGGGGCCUAA